AUGGCCUCUCAGCCGCAGCCCCUGCACCCUGCCUUGCCCUGCGCCUCUGCCACAGGCGCCGGGGCGGCUGGGCUGGCGGCCGGCAGCCCCGAGAAAGGCAAUGCUCGCCCCAAGCCGCCGGUCCGGCCCAAACCCCGGGUGCUGCCCAAGCCGGCUGUGCCCGCCAAGCCCUCCCUGCCGCACCCCCCGCCGGCGCCGCGGCACCCUCGCCCGGAGCUGCCCUCCGCCGAGAAGAUGAACCGCCUGGCAGGGCCCCAGCCCUACAGCGGGGGCAGCUUGGGGGGGCCCCUCAGGCGCCCCUCCUUCACCCUCAAGACACCCGAGACCCCCAACGGGAAGGGACUCUCGUCCCCUCCGGUCGCAGCCGCUGAAGACUCGGGUUCGACCCCUGGCGAGGAGGUGCCCCCUGCCCCACCGACCCCCCCUCGCAAAGGCCCAGCUCCCUUCAAGGUGACGCCGGUGCCGGUGGCGUCCAAACUGGAGCGAUUUCCAGGCACCACCGUGGAGGAGAUCCUGGCCAAAAUGGACAGCAGGGAGGGCCCGGGGAGCCCGGACCGAGCCCGGCUCUCGCCCUUUUGCCCCGAUCCCUCCUCUCGCUUCGGCUCCAAGACCUUCACCGCCUUCCGGAGACGCCCCAGCGGGGAGGCGGAUGGGGCCCCCCCCGGCGAAGCCCGCCAGGCACCCCAACCCGUGGCGGGCGAGCUGGGGACGGGGGAUGACGGAUGCCCGACUGCCGAGACAAGCGGCUCCCCCCCAGCCGUCCCGAGCUGUGCCGGGGACCCCCGCGGACGCCGGAGGCCACCUUCCCCCCCUGACCUCUCCUCUCUCCAGCCGGGCGCCCUCGGACCCCCGGGCUCCCCAAGGCCCCCCGCCUGCCCAGCCCCGGCACCGGGAGCUCCUUUCCAGCCCACCGAGCCCUCUGCCUCGGCCCCCGGCUCUCCUGAUGCCCCCCCAGAGCUCCCGGCCCCCGGAUCCCCCACGCUGGCCCCCGGCUCCCCUGAAUCCCCCGCUCGGCCUCCACCUGAGGUGUCGACCGCCUCCAUCCAGGCCCCGGGUGCUCCCUCCUCCGCCCCUGAAGCCCGGCUCAGCGUCUCCCGCUCCCCUGGCUCCCCCCACACUCCUGGAGAGGGAUCCCCUGAUACUGCCAGCCCCCCUGGUACUCCGGAACUGCCCCCCAGAGUCACCUGCCCCCCUGGCUCUCCUGAGGCUGCCGCUACAUACCCGCCCCCCCCCAGCCCACCCCCUGAGCCCUCUGCUAAAGCCUCUCGUCCCCCAGGCUCCCCAGAGGGACCCGAAGACUCCCCAGUGUACCCACAGUCCCCCGAGGAUCCUGAUUUCAGCCCCUCUCCCCCUUCCAGGGACUCAGGGCUCCGGCGCUCUUCAGAGGGGGUGUUGCAGCCCCCGACUGCAGGGCAGGGCAUGGGGGAGCUGGGGGGCUCGCUGAGCGCCCUGCCCCGUCCCGGGGACCCGCUGUCAGAGCCGUCCCUGGGCAGCGAGUCCGGCUGGAGCCUUUCCCAGUCCUUCGAGUGGACGUUCCCCUCGCGGGGGGCACGGCGGCUAGCAUCCCCGCCCCGGUCCCCCAUCCGGGAGACGGCCGACUCAGGGCUGUCUGAAGAGGGCGAGUCGGACGGGGAGGAUCCAGCCCCCUGCCCCCCGCGCUCUCGGGGGGACAGUGGAUCUGAAGGGCCUGUCCCCGCAGUGGCCGGCAGCCGGGGAGUGGAGGGGGCUCCGUGUCCGGGGGGUCCCGUGGCCCAGCGAGAGGUGGAGGAAGAGGAGGAGGAAGGGGAGGCAGAGCAGGAUGCCACCGUGGCCCACUCCCCUCUCUGCGUGACGGAUCCUGGCCGGGACCCGGCUGAGUCCGAGCCCCCUGCCCAGCCCGGCCUCAUCGAGGCCGCCCCACCGGAUCUGGCCCCAUCCGAUCCGGCCGCUGCGGCUGACUCAGCCUGGGUGCCGGCAGGCGACUCCCCCGUGAGCCUGCAGGGCCCCGGCGGGCCGGGCCAGGCCGAAGGAUCCUCGAGGGGCCCCGAUCCCCAUGCCGACCCGGGCUGGCUGACGGAGCUGCUGGCGUCGCCCGGGGCCCACACCGCGACGCAUGGCUCUCCGGAUGCGGAGGGGCCGGAGGACCUGCUCGGCUGGUCGCGGAAGGACCUGUGCAGUGAAUUCGGCAUUGGCAGGCCUCGCCAGGCCAGCACCUUCGACUGGACCCGCGAGGCCGUGGCCAGGGAGAGAGACUGGCCUGGUGAGACGGAGCAGGACCGGGAAUUUGGGACCAAAUCAAGCUGGGACAGCACCUGCAGCGUCAGGGAUGGGGACCGGCAGGAUGGGCCCUUCAGCACCACCAGGAGGGACUGGGGCAGCGAUUACAAAGGGACGGAGCUGAUGGGGGAAACGAGACUGGGCUGCAGCGACUGGUCCAAAUCCCACGGUGUGGGGGAAAGCUGCCUGCAGAAUCAAGACUUCGGUGCUGGCAAACCCAAGUGGGGCACGGGCUAUGGCUUGGACAGCACGGGCAGCAGGGAGGAGAUCGGCUCCGGGAAGGCUGACUGGAGCAGCAGCUACGGCGUGGGAUGCAGCCAGCAGCAGGACGAGGAGCCGAGCUCCAGGCAGCCCAGCUGGGCUGGCAGGUACGGCUCCGGGGACCCAGAGAGCCAGGAUGGGGAGAUCACACCUGCGUGGGCUGGUGAAUAUGGCACCAGUGAUGCGGAGAUGAAGGACAGGGAGCUCACCCCAAACUGGGCCAGUAAAUACAGCAGCAGGGAUGCUGAGACCAAGGACAAGGAUUUUACGCUGGGUUGGGCUGGCAGAUCCAGCACUGGGGACACUGGGACCCCAGACAAAGAGUUCAGCUCCAGCAGGCCAGCCUGGGAGAGCAAAUACAGCACCAGGGACAUGGAGAGCCAGGACCGGGAGUUCAGCCCCAGCAGACCAGCUUGGACUGGUGAGUACAGCGCCCGAGACAUGGAGAGCCAGGACCGGGAGUUCAGCCCCAGCAGACCGGCCGAGGUCGAUGAAUACACCAGGGACAUGGAGAGCCAGGACCGGGAGUUCAGCCCCAGCAGACCGGCCGAGGUCGAUGAAUAUACCAGGGACAUGGAGAGCCAGGACCGGGAGUUCAGCCCCGGCCGACCGGCCUGGGAUGGCGAGUACCGCAGCAGGGACAUGGAGAGCCAAGACCGGGAGUUCAGCCCCAGCAGACCGGCCUGGGAUGGCGAGUACCGCAGCAGGGACAUGGAGAGCCAAGACCGGGAGUUCAGCCCCAGCAGACCGGCCGAAGCCAGCGAGUACAGCACCAGGGAUGCAGAGACCCAGGACGGGGAGUUCAAACCCAGCAGACCGGCCUGGGAUGAUGGAUACAGCAACAGGGACGUGGAGACCCAGGACAGGGAGUUCAGCCCCAGCAGACCGGCCUGGGAUGAUGGAUACAGCAACAGGGACGUGGAGACCCAGGACAGGGAGUUCAGCCCCAGCAGACCGGCCUGGGAUGAUGGAUACAGCAACAGGGACGUGGAGACCCAGGACAGGGAGUUCAGCCCCAGCAGACUGGCCUGGGAUGAUGGAUACAGCAACAGGGACGUGGAGACCCGGGAUGUGGAGUUCAAACCCAGCAGACCAGCCUGGGCCAGCGAGUACAGCAGCAGAGAGAUGGAGACUCAGGACAGCGGGUUCAAACCUAGCAGACCAGCCUGGGAUGACAAAUACAGCACCAGGGACAUGGAGAUCCAGGACAGUGGGUUCAAACCCAGCAGACCGGCCUGGGCCAGCGAGUACAGCUCUACGAACACGGAAAAGGAAGAGAGAGAGUUUAGUCCUGGCCGGCUGAGCUGGGCUGGUGAGCGCAGCGUUGGCCAAAACGAGGCGGUCGAUGCUUUUGGUGUCAGGAAAGACGACUUGCCUGGCUCCUGUGACCUCGAUCCCCCGGCCCAGGAGCCCGGCUGGGGCAGCACCGACCGGCAGGAGCAUGGUGCCAUCGAUAGCAGGGGCUGGGCUGAAGAGCUUGGAGAAGCCGAGUGCCGCAACCAAUUUGGCAUCAUUGGGACAGAGCGGGUGCCAGAUCCCUCCAGCGCUGGAGCGUCAUCAGAUGGCUCGAUGUCCUGGGCUGGUGGAAUGAGGGCUGGGGGCCUGCAGGAGCCCCUGGGAGACUGGCACAGGGAUCUCUCCUUCGGCAGCUCGGAUCCAGGCUGGAGCCGGGACCUCGACACAGCCGGCUGGAGCGUGGAGCUGCGCGACGCCGAGGCCAAGCGCCGGGAGUGGGCUAGCGCAUUUGGCGCCCGCUGCGCGGCCCGGAGCCGGGACUUCAGCACUGGGGAGCAGAGCCCAGGAGAUGACGCCGGCUCGGCAGACAGCAGAAGCAUCCAUCUCUCGGACCCCAGCCCGCUGAUGGACAAUGCUCCAGCUGACCCCACAGCUGCAGCGUCCCCCCAGAGCGAGCCACCCAGCCCCACGGAGGAGGAGAGGGACUCCCCCGAGCCAGCCGUUGCCCCGCGGAGCCCCGGGGCCUCCCCUCCGCAGCCGGAGGCUGCUGACAGGACCCUGCCAGACACGGAGAGCGAAGAAGCCCCCUCGGACCACCCAGAUGGGAAGAGGCCACCAAGCUGGGAGGAGAAGCGGCUCUCCCUGGGCGCCCCUCAGCCUGAGGGACCCACGGACCACGCUGGGCAGGAAUUCACCUUCCUGGAGGACACGGAGGUCCUGGACAGCAGCGUGUACCGCAGCAAGGCCAACCUGGGCCGCAAGCGCAGGCACCGGGCACCAGCCCUCCGCCCCGGGGCUGCCUCGGAAGGGGACAGCUGGAUCUUCCAGGACUCCACAGAGCCCCGUCCAGCCCGCCCGGCAGCAUCCUCCGACGAGGAGGCAGCGGAAGAACCCAAGAGCCGGCGGGUGCGAGCGUCCCCAUCGGGCAAGGGGGUCAAGGUGCCGCUCUUCCCCGGCCUCAACACGUCCGCCCUCAAGGCCAAGCUGAGGGGCCGAAACCGCUCGGCCGAAGAGGGGGCGUCGCUGGGGGACAGCAAGGCAGCCCCCCCCAAGGACUCCCACGUGCAGCGCUCCAAGUCCUGCAAGAUCCCCGGCUUGAGUGGGAAACCCCUGGCGCUGCCCCCCAAGCCGGAAAAGUCCUCGGGGUCCGACGCCUCCCCUCCACACUGGCUGCAAGCGCUGAAGCUGAAAAAGAAGAAGCCUUGAGCGGGGCUCGCUCUCCUGCCA
This is a messenger RNA of Gavia stellata (red-throated loon), 5199 nucleotides long. RefSeq names its product tankyrase 1 binding protein 1 (gene CNOT12). Gene Ontology annotation, cellular component: heterochromatin; nucleus. The coding region runs from base 1 to 5178 and encodes 1725 amino acids. The record is from RefSeq and is a predicted model, not a curated record. Gene Ontology annotation, biological process: double-strand break repair; cellular response to ionizing radiation. NCBI's taxonomy places the organism in Eukaryota, Metazoa, Chordata, Aves, Gaviiformes, Gaviidae. The transcript has 12 exons.